AGGAAGUGGCCCUGGCACUUCCGGUACAGGAAAGUCUUCGCUGCAGCUCUGCCGGGCUUGACAGGCGGUGGGUUCCUGCAUGUAGCUCGCUCUCUUCUUUCGCCUUCCUCCGGUCUUACUUUCAAGCUCAUUUGCCACCGCCGUCGCCGCAGCUCCUGACUCCUGAGCCGCCCCUUCCCCAUGUUCCGGGGCAGGAGUCCUGAAAGCGAAAACCCGCUCGCUGGUACCCCAUCAUGUCCGAACUGACUAAAGAACUGAUGGAGCUGGUGUGGGGCACCAAGAGCAGCCCCGGCCUCUCCGACACCAUCUUCUGCCGCUGGACGCAAGGGUUUGCGUUUAGUGAAUCAGAGGGAUCUGCAUUAGAACAGUUUGAAGGUGGCCCCUGUGCUGUUAUUGCACCUGUUCAGGCAUUUCUUUUGAAGAAGCUCCUGUUUUCUUCUGAGAAGUCAUCUUGGAGGGAUUGUCCAGAGGAAGAGCGGAAGGAACUCCUUUGUCAUACCUUGUGUGAUAUUUUAGAAAGUGCUUGUUGUGACAACUCUGGAUCCUACUGCUUGGUUUCAUGGUUAAGAGGAAAGACAACUGAGGAAACUGCUAGUAUUUCUGGGAGUCCUGCAGAGUCUAGUUGCCAAGUGGAACCUUCUUCUGCCUUGGCUGUCGAAGAGCUUGGCUUUGAGCGAUUUCAUGCAUUAAUUCACAAAAGAUCAUUCGGAAGUUUAUCAGAAUUAAAAGAUUCUGUCUUGGACCAGUAUUCAAUGUGGGGAAACAAAUUUGGAGUGUUGCUUUUUCUAUAUUCUGUGUUACUGACAAAGGGUAUCGAAAACAUAAAAAAUGAAAUUGAAGAUGCAAGUGAACCUUUGAUAGAUCCUGUGUAUGGACAUGGCAGCCAAAGUUUAAUUAACCUCCUAUUGACGGGACAUGCUGUUUCUAAUGUAUGGGAUGGUGAUAGAGAAUGCUCAGGAAUGAAACUUCUUGGUAUACAUAAACAAGCAGCUGUAGGCUUCUUAACAUUAAUGGAGGCUUUACGAUACUGUAAGUUGUUACUUCUCCAGUCUCAUACCCACAAGUCAGGAGCUACAUCUUCCCUUGCUAUCCAGUCAAACUUCCAUACGGUAUUUCCUAUUAUAGUUGGUUCUUACUUGAAAUCUCCAAAGUACCCUAUUUGGAUUGUCGGCAGUGAAACUCACCUCACCGUAUUUUUUGCCAAGGAUAUGGCUUUAGUUGCCCCGGAGGCUCCUUCAGAACAAGCCAGGAGAGUUUUUCAAACCUAUGAUCCAGAAGAUAAUGGGUUCAUACCUGAUUCACUUUUAGAAGAUGUGAUGAAAGCAUUGGACCUUGUUUCAGAUCCUGAAUAUAUAAACCUCAUGAAGAACAAAUUAGAUCCAGAAGGAUUAGGAAUCAUAUUGUUGGGUCCAUUUCUUCAAGAGUUUUUUCCUGAUCAGGGCUCCAGUGGGCCAGAGUCUUUUACUGUCUACCACUACAAUGGAUUGAAGCAAUCAAAUUACAAUGAAAAGGUCAUGUAUGUAGAAGGGACCGCAGUUGUUAUGGGUUUUGAAGAUUCCAUGCUACAGACAGAUGACACUCCUAUUAAACGCUGUCUCCAAACCAAAUGGCCCUACAUCGAAUUACUCUGGACAACAGAUCGCUCUCCUUCAUUAAACUGAUCUGCCCAAGUAUUUUCACAGUAGCAAAUGUUGAAAGAGGGACUCAAGACUGGCAAUUGGCUAAAUUAAGCUGUACACUGGUAUCACUGAUUAACUGUAAAUACAAUUAAAAAUGCUUUUUCAGUAUUUAAAAUAUGUUUAACUUAUUUGUUUUAAAGCUUAAUGCUAAAGGUUAUCCUAUCUUGACCCUUUAUGUGAAAUUUACUAGCAAAAUUAAACUUUAAUCAAAGUUCAUUGCUUUUGAAGUCAUAUAAUUUUCCUUCGUUUAGCAAAUUACAAACACAUAAUACUGUAGCAUUUGUACGCUGAGUAUCAAAAUCACUAUAAACUCCUACUUUUAGGUUUUAUUUCAUUCAGGCACAUUUUAUUGUUUAAAUGAUACUGAUUUGUAAUGUAUCAGCCUCAACACAUUGAAAUGCACAAGAGUUCAUGUUUGCAAUUUCUUUUCUAAAAUCUGUCUUCCAUUAGAAAUAUUGAUAAGUAACAAAUUAUCGGCCUGGAUCCUUUGGCAGUUGGCUUAACUCUGGCAUGUUUUACAAAAAGUAGAAACUAGAGGGGAACAUGACCAUUUAUUCACAAUAUAUCAAGGACAUCUUUUAAAAAUCGGUAGGAAAGAGAGUCUGUGUGAUAGUCUUAACACUGUUAACUUUCACUGUAUUGCCAGAUACACUUUUCCAAAUUCGUCCCAGCAGCCCCAUAAGCCAGCUUCCUUGUAUAUUUAUAAAUGUGAUAAAUGCAUGAAAACAUGUUAUUACAUUAGUGUAUUGCGUUAUUUAUUAUGGUCCUAAUUGAUGGCCUCAAUAAAUACUUUUUUU
Molecule: messenger RNA, 2476 nt
Organism: Loxodonta africana (African savanna elephant)
Lineage: Eukaryota; Metazoa; Chordata; Mammalia; Proboscidea; Elephantidae
Gene: MINDY3
Product: MINDY lysine 48 deubiquitinase 3
Exons: 16
Coding region: 234-1661 (475 amino acids)
Biological process (GO): protein K48-linked deubiquitination
Molecular function (GO): K48-linked deubiquitinase activity; cysteine-type deubiquitinase activity
Source: RefSeq, a predicted model, not a curated record